Messenger RNA from Radiomyces spectabilis, 1439 nucleotides. Its product is annotated as chitin synthase III catalytic subunit. Gene Ontology annotation, biological process: protein folding. Bases 150 to 1181 code for a protein of 343 amino acids. NCBI's taxonomy places the organism in Eukaryota, Fungi, Mucoromycota, Mucoromycetes, Mucorales, Radiomycetaceae. The record is from RefSeq and is a predicted model, not a curated record. Gene Ontology annotation, cellular component: endoplasmic reticulum membrane. The transcript has 5 exons.
AAAAAAAAAAAAAGUGGUAGAUUUUCUAUUUCAGGCUGCUUCUGCAAAAUAAAAAUAAAUUGAGGGAAAUCAGGGAUGACUCUAUUUUCUUUUGGAACUUUGACCUCUUUCUCUCAUUCCUUCUCAUCCGUCCCAUCUCGAUCGUCCUGAUGGUGAACAUCACCUUUAAAUUUGAAGCGUUCAGUUUCAACGGGAUAUGUCAAACAGUGGCUCUCACAUUAUGUCCUCUUAUCGGCAAGCAUGAUGGCAUUGAACCCGUGUGCUAUUCACGUAACGUGGAUCUUGCAGGCAAUCUCAUUUUUCAACCGGCUACAUUAAUCAUUGAUAUCGUUGCCAUUAUCAUGGCGGCCAUCAUGAUUUAUCAUAUUAAAUCAAAAUACACAGCCGUCGGUCGCAAGGAAAUCGUCAUGUUUUUUUAUCUUUACAUGAUUACCGUGCUUUUGGAAAUGUUGCUUGUUACUGGCAUCAUUCCUACCUCUUCCAGUGUGUAUCCGUGGUUUACGGCAGUUCACAUUGGUUUGAUCAGUGCCACUUUCUGGUGCUUGCUUCUUAAUGGGUUUGUUGGAUUCCAGUUUGCAGAAGAUGGUACUCCGCUGUCGCUUUGGUCGAUUCGUAUCAGUUCCUUUGUCAUUUUCAUGGUAGUGGGAUUCAUCUCCAUUGCCACGUUUCAGAAUAUUGGGCCGUUCACUUACACCAAACCCGCCGCGUUAUGGGUCUUCUUUUUUAUCAUCAACGGUGUCGCCUUUAUCAUUUACGUCAUUUCGCAAAUUAUCCUCGUCGUGAAUACCCUGGACGAUCGAUGGCCACUGGGUGAUAUUCUAUUUGGCACGGCCUUCUUUAUCGUGGGUCAAGUGAUCAUGUUUAUAUUUUCCGUGACCAUUUGCGACCAAGUGAAGCAUUACGUCGACGGGCUCUUCUUUGGUACAACGUGUACCUUACUUGCCGUCAUGAUGGUUUACAAAUAUUGGGAUUCCAUUACCAAAGAGGAUCUCGAAUUUUCCGUCGGAUCCAAACAAAACGUGUGGGAAGUCAAGGAAUUAUUGGCGGAUGAUGACUUGUCACAAAACUACGGCACCAACUAUGUUCACUCUCCUCCUCCUCCUUCUUCGGGACCCAUGCAUCCUCCUCCACAACCACAAUACGGUCAACAAUACCAGCAUUAUCAACAACAUCCUUACUAAAUGCCUUUUUAUUAGAUUCCCUCUGCCCUAUUUUACAUAAAUUUACCAUGAUCAAUCUUCUUUUUCUUCGUUUCAUUUGUCAUCACUAUCAUCACCAUUAUUUUUGUUGAUUUGCGCUUUUGCCUUUUUUUUUUUUGCCGCAUACCCUAUCCCUCAUCCUUCAAUAAACUUUUCUGUUCAUUUUUGCUUCCUUUUUUUUCAAUUUCGUUUUAUGUGUUCGGGUCGCCCAAUGGGUGGUUCCCAUUUAUUUUUCAAACG